Monodelphis domestica (gray short-tailed opossum) is the source of this 4872-nucleotide messenger RNA. It is a transcript of the gene FAM219A, whose product is annotated as family with sequence similarity 219 member A. The record is from RefSeq and is a predicted model, not a curated record. NCBI's taxonomy places the organism in Eukaryota, Metazoa, Chordata, Mammalia, Didelphimorphia, Didelphidae.
GCCAUUUGUUCUUUUCUGGUGUGGGAAAAGAAAGCUCCACGGUGGGCUGGAGCCAGACGCCGUUACCUUGGCAACGGACCCGAAGCCCGGGCGCAGGCGCAUCUCAUAGCAUCGAAGCGGUCAUCCACGGGCACCCCUCCCUCACCUUGGGGAGGAAGGCGUAACUUAUACGUGGGGGCGGGGAGCCCCACUCCCGUCCCGCCUCCCUUAUGAAUAAUGUAUCGUUGAGGUGUACCUCCUCCUCGCUCUUCUGGAUCUGCGGAGGCAGGAGGGGGGCGGAGAGGUGCUACCCACUUCAUGAAUUAUGCGGCCCAGCGGGGCGGGCGGUGUCCCGGACCCGGAAGUGGAGUUGCCGAGUCACCGCAGUGGCUGAGCUGGCUGACAGGAGGCGAGCUGGGGCGGGGAGCGGGCGCGGCGAGGCUGCUAGCGGGAUCGGGCGCGGGGGAUGAAGCUGCGGCCGAGGACGACGACUCCUCUCGCUGCCCUGUGAGGAGGCCGCAGUGCCCACCCUUUCUGCUCACUCUCGUAGCUGGCUGGCCUUGCUUUCCUCCUCCCUCCCUCCCUCUUUCCCUAGCUCCCGCCCGGCCGCGCCUUUCACUCGCCAGACCGCCUGCACCCCGGGAGCUGCGUCGCCGCCGCCGCCGCCCACGCUCCGCGUCCCCUCCCUCCCCAUCCCCCCGGCACCAUGAUGGAGGAGAUCGACCGGUUCCAGGUGCCCACGGCGCACUCCGAGAUGCAGCCGCUGGAUCCAGCAGCUGCAUCCAUCUCAGAUGGAGACUGUGACACCCGAGAAGGAGAAACUGUAGCCAUGAAUUACAAACCUUCCCCACUCCAAGUGAAAUUGGAGAAACAGCGAGAGCUUGCUCGAAAGGGUUCCUUGAAAAAUGGCAACAUGGGCAGUCCAGUCAACCAGCAGCCCAAGAAGAACAAUGUGAUGGCCAGAACAAGGCUGGUUGUCCCCAAUAAAGGAUAUUCUUCACUUGAUCAGAGUCCAGAUGAAAAGCCAUUGGUGGCCCUUGACACAGACAGUGAUGAUGACUUUGAUAUGUCCAGAUAUUCCUCCUCGGGCUACUCUUCAGCAGAGCAGAUCAACCAAGACUUGAACAUCCAGCUGCUGAAGGAUGGUUACCGGUUAGAUGAGAUCCCAGAUGAUGAGGACCUCGACCUCAUCCCCCCUAAAUCUGUGAACCCCACCUGCAUGUGCUGCCAGGCCACUUCCUCUACUGCCUGCCACAUCCAGUAACAGCCAGCAUGGGCCAGGAGCAGGGGCAGAGGGGGAAGGAGGCACAUCUGGCACCCCUUCCCACCCUAGUUCCCAUUUCAGGCUCUGGUCCUGGCCCUAGCGACUGGCCAACUUCUUAACAGCCAUUGCUUCCUCCUAUGGUAGGACGUGUACCUCUGUGUUCAUGAAGCCGGGAGAAACCAAAAUGAGAUUUCACUGGGGGGUGGGUGGGGGGAGGGUGGUAGGGGCUCUUUGUUCAUUGAUUUGUUUAAGGGGACUCAGCCAGCUUCCCCUUCUCCCCCAAACCACCACCACCUCCAAUUGGCUUCCUGGCCGCAACUGUCUUCAGCAGACAGCCCAGCCAAAAAGUCUUGGGGAGAGCGGGAGGGGAAGAUGGGAGAAGGAGAAACACCAGGGGGAGUGAGGGCUGAAAAGGGGCCAACAGGAAAGGGCUCAACAGGCCAAGGGUAAGUCAGUCUGUGUUUCAGAAGAGAAUUCUCCCAGAUGAUUGUCCUUAGGCCAAGCCAUGACCCAGACCGAUUUCCCAGGGUACUCAGGCUCAAACUCUUCCCCCUAGAGGUCCUUGGAGAUUGCCCCAUGAUGAUCUGCUACAGAAAUAUAACACUUGGCAGCUGAAGGACACCCCAAAGACUCCUCCUGGAAUGGUUCAAGAAGGCCAGCUCUGGGGCUAUUCAGCCUAACCUAACCUGACUUGCUCUGGCUCAGCCUCACGAAGUGAACUAUGGGAACCUGUUCUCUCUCCUGGCCCUGGCUUGUCCUACUCCUGCCUCCUGACCUACACACUGAUUUUUAGAUUUUUUAACAUUUAGUCUCCAUCUCCAUUUUCCUUACUGCCCCCCCACCCCCAUUCUGUCCAUCUUGGGCACAGUUUCUUGGCUUCAUUUCCCAUCAUUUUCCGAGUGAUGUGAGGUAGAGGGGAGCCCUCCCAACAUCUCUUGCCAUCAUCGGUCUCUCUGCCUCUCCCUCUCUCCAUCACCUUCUGUCCUGGUCCCCCCUUCCCCCUUGUUUAGGGAAGAAGGAGCAGCAGUGUACAUGAGAUCCAGCCCAAGGCAGAAAUGAGGAUGAGCUCCUGUCCACUAGUUCUGUUGAUGCCCUUGUGUGUUUUUAGGGGUGGUGGCGAAUUGAGGGGAACUACCUCUGGCAUGGCCUCCCCCUGCUCCUCCUCAUCUCUCUGCCUGCCUUUGUGGAGAACUGGAAGCAGAAGAACAGGAGAGAGCAUUGCCUACAUAGAGCUGAGCCCCAGCAGGCCUUCUGCCCUCCUCACCCUAAGCAGACCAGGAUGCCCUUUGGGACUGCCUCCAAUCCUGCUCUUCCCUCCCCACACAGCCGCCUUCCUUCCCACUGUCACUCAUGACUGUGUUGGGCUUACUGCUUGGGAAGUCACCCCCUUGUCCACGCCCUGCCCUUCAUGAAGCCCAGAGGAGGCUGCAAGGAUAGGCAUCUUCAGGGAAGUGUGUAUCCAUACGAUGACAGAUGUACGCAUGUAUUGUGUAUGGCUGUCAGUACAUGUCUUGGGCAAAGCAGUAGUAUGUCUCUGUGUGUAUCUGGUUCUGCGUGUGAGUUUGUGGAAGGUAUGUACAUGCACAUCUAUGCUACUGCUGGCUAGCAUCCCUGGGUUAGAAGGAUUAGAAGGAUCCACGUGGGAGCAGGGCCCUAAUAGCACCAUAAAAAGCAAAAAAAAAAAAAAACCAUCUUCUUCCUGAGGAUUGUACAUCCUGAGUUUGCUUCCUCUUAGUAGGGAAGGGGAGAACAUGAUCCCAGCUGCCAAGGGAUGCUUUUAGUUCAGAGAAAGGUCAGUGACCUCAAAGGGCAAAGUACAAGGGGAAUCAUUGACUUACCUGGACUUGCCUGGCUCUUUGGAGCUGUGCAUUUUGAUAAAAACUAACUCAGUUUGGAAGAGGGAAGUCCAGAGGAUCCCUGCCUUUAGGGCUAGCAAGUGGAAGAGGCCUAGAAGGUGGAAGGAGCAGGAUCAAAGUGGACCAGGCCAGGCCAGGCUUCAGCCUCCUUUUCUGUCCUGACCUGGGACAGGCCAAUUCUGAAAAAGUUGAUUUGCAAAGAAAUGAAAGUCUUCAGGACCCUCCCCAGUAAGGCCAUUCCCUCCUGCCUACCCUCUAGCCUAUCUUUGUGUGCUCCCCACCUCUUGUGUGGAAUUGGUCAUUGGGGUACAAUUAGGUUGUAGCCUAGGCCAAGAUUCCUCAAGCCUCAUUACCCAAGAGAAGAGAAUCUCCCCUUCUUGAGGGGUAAAGGGGGAAGGUGGACCCCCCUCCAGUCUUCCUUACGGCACCAUAUACAGGUAUAUUCACUCAUUUGUGAACAGUCACCCCCCUUUACAGUUUUGCAUUUGUAUAUUAUAUAUGUAUUUGCAUACAUAUAUAUAUAUAUGAAUAAUUCCAACCACACUCAAUGUCCAAGCACCAUUUGAUGUCCUCAGAGAGGCUGGGUAUGGCUCAGGGUGGAGAGGUUACUCCCCUACCCAAUAUUGUUUGCUGGCUCCUCAGGAGCAUCCCUUCCACCCCCACCCCCAGGGCAAGUGGGCAGCCACAUAUAAGAUGUAGCUCCUGUCCCUCCCCAGUGACCACCCCCAUCUAGUGCAAGGCAAUGACAGCAUUCUUAAGGGUUGUCCGGAGGAGUGGUGCCCAUGGGAACUGAGGAACCCAACCAUAAGCAGGCCUGCCAAGCAAGCACUGGGGCAGGAAUAGAAUGGCCGUGAGGGCUCCCAUCCAGGGCUUUUAGUUUAUUUCUGUCCUGCAUUCAUGUGCAAAAUGUCUUCUGACCCCUCGAAGUUAUAGUCUUCCCUUUCCAACCCUUAGGCCUGUGCUGCUCUGUUUCACUUACCAAGCUUUCCCCUCUUCCCCUCGUCCCUUUACCUGCAGUCAAGCCCCAUGAGCCUACCAGUCUUCUUGCCUCUUCCAUCUCAGGUGGACCGUAUAGCUUCACUUCUGACUAGAGACUGGCCCAUCACCAGUCGGUGUGGCUUAGGCCCUUAGCCUGGAAAUCAGCAUGUCCCUGUUCUCAUGUGGGUCUGCCUUGAACGUUGGGCUUGUACUUGCCCUCCUUGGGCCACCGUAGGAAAAAGCAGGAACCAAGGAAAUGAGAGAAAUUCUUGGUGGAGGUUGUGGUGGUACCUUUUCUCACUGCUGGGAGCCAAGGGGUUCUCCCCUCUGUCUGGCCCCUGGGCUGGAAGAGAGAGGGAGGAGGGAGGGCGGGAGGGAGGCAAGAGCCUUCCAGACCACUUCAUGGGGUUUGGGAGAAUCAGGCUUUCUGAGUAACACCCCUUCCCCCAUGAUAUGAUAUGAUCUCCUGUAACCACAGCCCCCUUCCUCCCGGCUCCCCUCCUCCUCCUCCUCCCACCUCCUUCUGCCCUCUCAUUCCAUCCAUGUAGGUACUUGCCUUAACCUUGCUGGUCCCCAGCCCUGCCCCUUGCCCUCGACCCAGUCCUCCUGACUGUGGGUUCUCUUCCUUUGAAGCGUCAGUUUCUCUGCAUUAAUUUAUUUAAAAGAAGGUGUGUUUUUUGGAGACAUGAGACAUGUAUAAUAUUUUUUUAACAUUUCCAUCGCAGUAUUUAUCAUCGUUCCUGGUUGUGUGUCGUGUAACACAAUUAAUGAUAUUAAAAAGCAUACUAUGAACAA